AUGUUAUCGGGCACGUCCAUCUUCCCGCACUGGCGUCGCAAAGCAGCCGAGCGCUCGAGCAACAGUUCCUACGAAGUGCCCUUCUUUUUGAACGCCGCCUAUUAUCCCAAUUGGAGGAUAUACCGGAAACAGCCCCCAUCAGCUCUCCGAUUGGGCUUCAUCUCUCAUAUCUUCUACGCGCCACCCACACAGACAGUUGUUAACCAGCCUGCUUUUCUCAUUCACAGGGUCAAAGAAGAUGGCACCGUCUAUCUCAGUGACGAAUGGGCCGACACCAAGAUGCCCGUCGACGGCACCACCGGCUGCCUGCGGGCCUUUGCGCAGCUCAAACAGCAGUAUUCGAAGAUGAAACUCAUCCUCUCAGUCGGAGGGGGUGGCAAAGGCAGCGAGAACUUUGCCCUGGUGGCCCGCAGUCAGGCCCGCACCGAGACGUUUGUUCGGAGUGCCAGAGCGCUGGUGGAUCAGUUUGGUCUGGAUGGCAUCGACGUGGACUGGGAAUACCCCUCCGACCCACAACAAGGCUCGGAUUAUAUCCGGCUGCUGGCGCGACUGCGCGAGGCCCUUCCAACCCCGCGGUAUGUGCUGGUCUCCUGUCUUCCAGCCGGCCCCUGGGCCCUCCGUAACAUCGACCUCGCCAAGGCGCAACUUUAUCUCGACCUGAUCAACCUCAUGGCGUAUGAUUUCUCCGGGCCCUGGGAGAACCAGACGGGCCAUCAAGCCCAGCUCUUCAGCAAGCACCCCUCAGCCACCUCGUGUCAAACAGCCGUAUCAUAUGUGUUGAGCCAAGGUGUCGACCCCAAGAAGCUUCUCUUAGGCGUUCCCGCCUAUGGCCGCUCGUUCCUGGGUAGCAAUGGCGUCGGCCAGCGGUACGUAGGCUGUGGCGGCGAGGACGGCGUCUUUGACUAUAGCGAGUUGCCGCGACCGGGAGCCAAGGAGCAUCACGAUAGCAGUGUGGGCGCGGCGUACUGUGUGGGCGGCGAUGGCGGGUUCGUCACGUACGACACGCCUCAAACGGUGCAGCAGAAGGCGAAAUUCGUCACGAAGAUGAAACUGGGCGGGUUAUUCUAUUGGCAUAUCGGAGGCGAUGCACGGGGACCUCGAAGUCUGAUCGAAACGGGGUAUAACACUUUGCAUGAUAUGUAG
Molecule: messenger RNA, 1143 nt
Organism: Aspergillus sclerotioniger CBS 115572
Lineage: Eukaryota; Fungi; Ascomycota; Eurotiomycetes; Eurotiales; Aspergillaceae
Product: glycoside hydrolase family 18 protein
Exons: 4
Coding region: 1-1143 (380 amino acids)
Biological process (GO): carbohydrate metabolic process; chitin catabolic process
Cellular component (GO): extracellular region
Molecular function (GO): chitinase activity; chitin binding
Source: RefSeq, a predicted model, not a curated record